ACUAGUACAAUUUUGUUUUGGUAGAUAGGAGUAGGACCAUAUAGCACCGGUUUCCAUUAUUAAGCAGUAAUUGAUAGGAAACAUGUGUGAUUUAUAAUUGGUAUCUUCAUUCUCUAGUAUUGUAUAUAAACCAUCAUCUAGGCAUUCUUCUCCCGUUCCUCUAUAGUCAUGGAGCUUCACAACAACUUUUCUAACUUCACCUUAUUGGUUUCCUUUCUCUUCCUCUUUGUACUACUCAAAAUACUUACAAGAUGGAAUACUUCUAAAAACUCUAACGCCAAUUUACCACCAGGACCAUGGACACUGCCCUUCAUAGGGAACAUUCAUCAGAUUAUCAGCAGCAAACAGCCUCACCACUGUUUCAAAAAAUUGGCAGAUAAAUGUGGACCUUUGAUGCAUCUCAAACUUGGUCAAGUACCAUACAUAAUAGUUAGUUCACCAGAAAUGGCCAAGGAGAUUAUGAAGACACAAGACCUCAUAUUCUGUGAUAGGCCAAACCUUAUGCUGUUCACAAUAUUUAGUUACAAUGCUACUGAUAUUAUAUUCUCUAUAUAUGGAGAGCACUGGAGGCAACUACGAAAAAUAUGUGUUUUAGAGCUAUUAAGUGUAAAGCGUGUCCAAUCAUUUAGGUCCAUAAGAGAAGAAGAGGUGGAUGAUCUUGUUAAAUCAAUAGCUGCAAGUGAAGGAUCAAUUGUUAAUCUUUCUCAUAAGAUUUCCGACAUGACGCAUGGGAUAGUGGCGAGGGCAGCUUUUGGUAAAAGGAAUAAACACGAACAAGUAUUCAAAUCAGCACUUGAUGAAAUAGUAAGUUUGAUGGGGGGAUUUUGUAUUGCUGAUCUGUAUCCAUCUGUUAAAUUGCUUCAAAGGAUGAGCACGGCAAAGAAAAAAUUCGAAAAAGCUCAUAGAGAGAUUGACAUGAUAAUGCAAGAUAUCGUCGAUGAUCACAAAAACAUUCAUAGGAGAGUAAGCAAGGAUGAAGAUAUAGUUGAUGCUCUUCUCAAGAUUCAACAGGAAAAUGAACAUACACAACAUCGCGUGACUGACGUAGAUUUAAAAUCAAUCAUCCUGGACAUGUUCGCUGCUGGUACUGAAACAUCCUCAAGUUUUACGGCAUGGUGUAUGUCUGAGAUAGUAAAGAACCCAAAGGUAAUGGAAGAAGCACAAGCUGAGGUAAGAAAAGUGUUUGAUAAAAAAGGGUAUGUAGAUGAGACAGAGAUACAUGAGCUGAUGUACUUAAAGUCUGUCAUCAAAGAAACACUAAGGCUGCAUCCUGUUUUACCAAUGUUACUUCCAAGAGAAUGUAGGGAGAGAUGCCAAAUCAAUGGGUAUGAUAUCCCAGCUAAGACAAGGGUGAUGAUCAAUGCUUGGGCAAUUGGAAGAGAUCCAAGGUAUUGGGUUGAAGCUGAGAGUUUUAAACCUGAGAGGUUUCUUGAUAGUAAACUUGAUUUCAAAGGUACAGACUUUGAAUUUAUACCAUUUGGUGCUGGAAGGAGGAUAUGUCCAGGACUUGCAUUUGGCUUGCCAAGUGUUGAGCUAUCUCUUGCUCAAUUACUUUACAACUUCAAUUGGAAACUUCCCAAUGGCAUGAAGAAUGAAGAACUGGAUAUGACCGAGGCAAUUGGGAUUACAGCAAGAAGAAAACAUGACCUAUGCUUGGUUCCUAUUAUUCGCCAUCUUUGAUAUGUAUUGUUUAAGAAAACAGUUCAAUAAGUAAUUUAUUUUCCAUAAGUGAACUUGAUGUUUGUGAUAAAGUUUGAUAACCAUUGAAGUAUGGUUCCACAAUGUUGUAUGAGACAUUAAUCCGAAAAAAAUGUUGUCCUGGAUUAUCUGUUGCCCCUAAGAAUUCAGAUUAGACACAACGGUGACAGUAACACAUAGCAAUGGUUGAAUAUGGUUAUGCAUGUCAUUGUUGUUUGGACAGUUGACACCAACAUGUUGUUAGCUUUAGGGUAUUGAUUCGGAAUAAGGAAUAUGAGGAAGUCUCCAAAUGCUAAAGACGUGCCAAAGGCCAUAAUGUUUUCGUUUUAAUUUCUUUUUUACUAGCAUGUUUCCCGAAUAGGUUUGCUUGUGUCUUUUUGUUGGCUUUGCUUGUGUGAUAUUAUCUAAAAUGAGUUUAGAUAGAGAUGAUUGUAUGUGAUAUUAAACCGAGCUCUGAAUUUUAC
Vicia villosa (hairy vetch) is the source of this 2162-nucleotide messenger RNA. RefSeq names its product cytochrome P450 71D10-like. The coding region runs from base 169 to 1680 and encodes 503 amino acids. The record is from RefSeq and is a predicted model, not a curated record. Gene Ontology annotation, molecular function: iron ion binding; oxidoreductase activity, acting on paired donors, with incorporation or reduction of molecular oxygen; heme binding. Lineage: Eukaryota; Viridiplantae; Streptophyta; Magnoliopsida; Fabales; Fabaceae. The transcript has 2 exons.